UGAGGCUCCCAGUGACAACCGAAACAGCAAUAUAGGGAACAAGUCCAGGGAAGAGCGAAUCGAAUUUAUGGAUUAAACAUAUAUUUUAGCUCAAUUGAUAGCACUUAAUAUCUGCGCCACCAUUCAUUGACGAUAUCGACGAAUUGUUGCAUUUAUUUUAUUUCACAAAAUCCUUGUUUGUUUUACUUAUCAGAGCACCAGAAUUGCUAAAGUAGCGCAAAUUUAAGGUAGCAGCUCACUUCAGCAAAUAGGCAGAGCUCGUAAAUCGGCCUUAAUGAGAAGAUACAGCGAUGCUAUAUAGCCUAAGUGUAAAUUAUAUAUAGCCUAGUCUAUGUAAAAAAAAAAAAUCGGAUUGACUGUUUUUGCUGAAGACUUUUUUUGGUCGGCUUCAAGGCAUCUCAAAACCAGCAAUGUACUCUAAAAUACUGGGUUCCUGAUGCUCACUUUAAACUGAACUGUAGUCUUCUGGCACCAAAAUAUAUUUUUUUCAGUAUACGUAACACCAACUGCUCUUGAGAAAAAAGAGAGAUCAUGUCUUCCAGAGAGAGACACUCCGACCUUUACAUAAAGGCUGAACCCAGCAGUCCCGAGGGAGGAGGAGGUGGUGGUGGGAGGACCAGCCCUGGAGGUGCCUCCACAGACUCCUCACAAAGUGCAGGAGGUGGAUCCAGAGGAGAAGGCACUGGGCGUUACUCCCCGCCCCUGUACACACCCGCACUGCGAUGCCAUUUUAAGGAGGAGUGUGCAGAUGGAGCCGAGGAGGGCUCUACAGGUAGCGGGGGCGGCCGCUGCAAGUAUGCGCUAAGCACACUUCCCAAAAGGCUAUGCCUGGUGUGUGGAGAUGUGGCUUCUGGUUAUCACUACGGAGUGGCUUCCUGUGAAGCCUGCAAGGCUUUCUUCAAAAGAACCAUACAGGGCAAUAUUGAAUACAGCUGUCCAGCCUCCAAUGAAUGUGAGAUCACCAAGCGCCGCAGGAAGGCCUGUCAGGCAUGCCGCUUCACCAAGUGCCUCAAAGUAGGCAUGCUCAAAGAAGGAGUUCGCCUGGACCGGGUCAGAGGCGGACGGCAGAAGUACAAGAGACGUCCAGAGGUGGAGAAUGCCACGUACCAGAGUGCACCAAUACCGUUAAGGAAAGAGGGAGAGAAAGGUUCAUCCAGCAUUAUCGUGUCACAUCUGCUUGUGGCGGAGCCAGAAAAGCUGUUUGCUAUACCAGACCCACUGCAGCCAGACACGGCCCAGCGCACGCUCACCACUCUCUGUGACCUGGCUGACCGGGAACUAGUUGUCAUCAUCGGCUGGGCCAAGCACAUUCCUGGCUUCCUCUCCCUGUCCCUCGCAGACCAGAUGUCCGUGCUUCAGUCAGUGUGGCUGGAAGUGUUGGUGUUGGGGGUGGCUUACCGUUCUCUUGGUUGUGAGGAUGAGGUGGUGUUUGCAGAGGACUUUGUGCUGGAUGAGGAGAUGUCUCGUGUGGCUGGCCUGACUGAACUCAACGCUGCCAUCAGCCAGCUUGCGCGACGCUUCAGGGCCCUGCAGCUGGACCGCGAGGAGUUCGUCAUGCUCAAGGCCAUCGCGCUCACCAACUCAGAUUCAGUCUACAUUGAGGACAUGGAAGCUGUGCAGAAGUUGAGGGACCUUCUACACCAAGCUCUUCUGGAGCUGGAGGUCCAGAGACGCCCUGAUGAUCCGCAGCGUGCUGGUCGUCUUCUCCUCACCCUGCCCCUCCUCAGGCAGACAGCCGGCCGGGCCCUCACCACCUUCUACAGCAUCAAGACACGUGGCGGGGUGCCAAUGCACAAGCUCUUCCUGGAGAUGCUUGAGGCCAUGAUGGACUCACCCUAGAGAAGAGAAGACACUUGGAUAGAUGAAUGAAUGAGUGAGAAUGGACAAAGAAAAUGGGUGAAAGAUAGCCCUAAGUCUUUUUUUGUGGAACAAGUGCAAGGGCUAAAGAACCCAAAAGAGAAACUUUUUGACAGAAGAGUUAAAUAUGAAGAAUAUGAGUUACGUAGCUGUCUGCUGAUAACUUGAGUUACUCUUUAGGAAUGGUCUUUUACAACAAAUUCUCUUCGAUUUUCUCAAUAGGUACCAUGUCACCCAAAAGUUUUGGGUCAGUUUAGACAAAGUUAAUAUUUCUAUCAGCGUUAGGGGAACCACAGACAAUGCGUAAUUCAUUCUCUCACUGUUUCUUCAAGAUAAGUGUUAAUAGAAUUUAACCAUUACUGUAAACUCAGAGAAAUUCACGUGCCAAGGGCGCCUACUGAGACUGCAGCAAUAAGAACUCUUCACGGAAUCACACAAACAUAUCUCCAUCUUUACUGAUAGUUGCUCAUUGAAACACAAAACAACGUCUCUGAAACCACAGGACCACAACUACAGAUACAAUAGUCAAGAGAGUAAGCUUUUUCUCCUUAAAAUUGUGCAUUUAAGGCACUAGUGUACAGUUAUUAAUGUCUUUUUAAUGCACUCGCCAUACUAUAAGUGCUAUUUAAAUUUGUCCCGCUACAAUAGCUUUUUUUCUUGGUUUAAUAUGCAAAACUGAUGAACAUAAACGAAGACCUACAGGAGUGAUUACACAAACUACUGAAAAAUGUCAGCUUAGUAUACUGGUAUACACUGGCACUACAAGCAAAUAUACUGCAACAUUUAAUAUUAUGGAAAGCAAUAGGAAAGAUUUAAUUAAUUUGAUGUCAGUCAUUUUUCAAAUGUCUGCUCUGAGCUGGCCUGCCAUGUCCUGAUUUGAAGCGCAAUUUAGUAGUGGCGUAGUCGCAUCGCAAAGACAAUUAUAUAAAACAAAUUUAAAAAAGAAGGAUGUUGCGUAGGAUUGUAGAAAUUUUUUUUAAUGAUUCUGGUAUACGCCACUGUCCUUUUGUAUAUUUGCCUGUUGUUCCAAUAGAUUAACCAUAAUCAUUUUUAGAUGUGGAUUGUGUGAAUGAGAGAUAAUGGGUACUACAAAUGCAAAGUGCACAUGCUGAGUUGAACCGACGAUGGUGCAUCUAAAUCAGGGUAAAUGAGAAGUCAUCAGCUCAUGUAAGCCAGCCUGCUCCAGCUACUACUGUACUAUUUGCUGUGAGUUUUUUGCGAUUGGUUCCCAUUUAAACGAGGAUGUGGGACCUUGUCGCAUUGGCGAUGUCCUGACACUAGCCUGUUAGUGACAGAUUGAGCCAGCACUGUUGGUGUCACUCAACUCAAAUCCAUUCAUCGCUUCUGCACUCUGAGACAUUUCGAGAGACUGAACAAUGUUUUCAUUCACUCGGCAGAGAGAAGAAACCAUUUUGUACUCUAAUCCUCCAUUUAUACAUGGACGCAGUAGGGUGACCUCUGUUGAUUCGUUUAAACCAGGAGGCUUUGAGUCUGUGUCAUGUUCAUAUUGAAAGCCUUUGUGGCUCAGAGCAACAUUUAAUGCAAAUUGGAAAGCCUCACAAUAUGGGGACAACAAGAGCCCUCAGUUUGAGACUAUUUUAUUGUUCUUUCAAGGUAUUUUUUGUUUUUUACUGCUGUGUGGUCUAUUUGUGGUCUCCAUUCAGAAUGCUACAACUCUGCUACUUUUAUUAUUAACUUUUAUUUAUUAUACGUGUUUGAAAACAGGAGGAAGAAAAGCCAGUUGCCUCUUUGGCCUCUUACCAAUUUAAUUACUCAAAUGAAAACAACUGUUCUACAGUCGGACCUCUGAGGUGACGCCACAUCUUCAGGGUGAUUUUCACUGUAUUCUGUUAGCAGCAAUGAUUGUAUGUGAACUCUGAAAGUGGUUUACGUCAGCUAAUAGCAAAUAUACGUAAGGGAUAAAGCAGCAGAUUAAACCGCAUUCUGAAUUGAAAAGAACAAUCCAUGGUUGAUCUCUUUUUUUUAAAUAUUUUCAGCUCAAGAUGAGGUUAAAUCUGGGUCUUCAGAUUACUAGUCCAAAAUGUAUAGAGAUGUGUAUUGUUGUUCAGGCCUUUAGGAACAUUUUUAAUCAGCUAAUAUCAGAUUCUGGUUGAAUUUAACUUUAGAUUUUCCAUAUAUUCACCAUGAAGCUUGGCCUCAGGUUUGGUAUUGAAAUAAAGCAAUUCAUUUGGGAGAAUAUAAUGUCUGUUUUGUACUGAAUUAUUUUUCAGAUGUCCUUUCUCUUUUUGUGAUUAACAUACUAACUUUGAAAGAAAAAUGAAAGCCAGUGGAAGUUAUUCCUCUCUCUUUGUUGUGAAAUUGUAUGACAAUAUUGCAGAUUUCAGGCGCUAACACAAAAGCAUAGUGUUACAGAAUUCUGUAAAACUCCUAUUUUCUUUCACUUUUUUCUUUUCUUUCUUUUAGAAACAUGAAACCAGUCUGUCUUUUAAUUGAACGUUGUCUAUCUUCAAUACAAUCAGUUUAUUUUCAAUUCAUUUCAAUUUAGACAGCUAAGAAAAGAGCUGAAAUAUGCUUUUCCUUUUCUUUCCCCUUUUCAGUAUGUUUUUUUUCUCUUUUCUAUGCAGAAGUUAAUGUCUCUCCUAAGUGGUUAUUGGGUGGAAUGUGUACAUAACCAUGGAUGAGUGGGUCCAUUUAAAGACAGCUGUAAAAUAUGUCAAUGUUUGUGUCAAUAAUAACUCUAAUAUAACAAUGAUAUUACUGAAGUGUUUUCAUAAGGCUAAGCAUUAUAUGAAGCCAUUUUGUCUAAGUUAGAGCAUAACAUGAUUGAGAGAUAAAUUAAAUUCAUGGCUAGGUGUUUGUGUGUGUCUGUGUAUAUUUAUGUAAAUGAGCAAUACCAGAAUUUACCAAAACAUUUUGUUUUCACAUUUUUCUGUAUAUUGAUAUAUUUUAAAUCAAACCUCCACAGUGAAACUAGUGAUAACAGUCGAUAGUAAUAAUACAGUUAAGAACAAAUCAAUAUUUGUAUUAAAAAAUGUUGUAUUUAAAAGAUUAAAAAUCUAUUUUUUACUCAAUUUGCGGAUGUUUAUUAAUGUUGUUCUGGUAUUUGUGCGGGUUUAAGUCAAAUGAUUGUAAAUGUCUGUGUGUGUUUUUUUUUUUUGUUAAGCUCAGUGGUUCUGCAGUAGUAACUAUUUUUAACACUUUGUUCAUAUUGAAUCACUGUGAAGACAAAGCAAAUGCUAAAACUCUACAGGAACAAUAGAGGUAUUUAACAUUUUGUCAGUGUCAAUGUGUUUUGUAAUAAAUUAGCACACGUCAUCAGUUGUCAUUGGAUUUUUAUGUAAUUUUGUCAUCCUGUCUGUUUUUUGUUAUU
This is a messenger RNA of Xyrauchen texanus (razorback sucker), 5188 nucleotides long. RefSeq names its product estrogen-related receptor gamma-like. The coding region runs from base 532 to 1839 and encodes 435 amino acids. The record is from RefSeq and is a predicted model, not a curated record. Gene Ontology annotation, biological process: regulation of DNA-templated transcription. The transcript has 8 exons. Gene Ontology annotation, molecular function: sequence-specific DNA binding; zinc ion binding; DNA-binding transcription factor activity. Lineage: Eukaryota; Metazoa; Chordata; Actinopteri; Cypriniformes; Catostomidae. Gene Ontology annotation, cellular component: nucleus.